This is a messenger RNA of Lymnaea stagnalis (great pond snail), 4582 nucleotides long. Lineage: Eukaryota; Metazoa; Mollusca; Gastropoda; Lymnaeidae. The record is from the annotation of a GenBank genome assembly.
AUGAAUGCCAUCUACCACCUGAGCUAUGUAACGUUGUUGGCACUGGCCAUAGGUUCAGUUCCUUUGACGGUCAACACUGACAGCGUCAUCAACAACGCCACCGUGUUGGCCACGUCGAUGGAUAACGUCACUGCUGUGGCAAAAGCAACGAGUCAAAAGUUAAACUCCUUGAAAUUCCCAACGGCAAUCGAACAACUUUUGAUGAAGUCGAAAGGAAGCGCUUUGCAAAAUGGAGUCGGGAAGUCGAGCAACGAGAGUUCGGGCGAAGGAAAAGAUAAAUCUGUUGUGUCCGUCAUUGAAAGGGGAAUUAAGAUGGCCCACGAUUUUAUUGAAUCUUCCGGCGUGCGCAAUGGACAACCGGAUGUCGUCAUAGAAGACCGUGGGUCAAGUCACCAACAGUUUGAACAGGUUUUGGAGAAUAUGGGAUCAAGCAUCGGCCAAGGUAAAGAUUUGGACAAUGUCAACGAAUUCAAAGGCGUCGCCAAUUCAGUUCUCGGCACUUUCGUGGAUGAAAGUCUAAAGCCGAAUAAAUCAAAACCUAACAACGGGGAUACCAAUAGCCAAUCAAUAAAUGUCGAUAAUUCGAAUGCCUUCUCGAGUUUAUUGAUCUCCCAGACACAGAAGUCUUACAUCCAUGUCGGCGCAGACAUUCAGGUUUUAAUAAAAUUUCUCAGUGCGACGUUCGGGCCGAAUUCUUAUUUGGUAGAUAUUGCUGAGCGGCUGCAAGAAAUCACUGAUAUCAUCACCAGGGCCUUCGCCGUCGACUGCUCGCCAGUGGUCAGAGGCGUGCAGAAACUGCUGGACAUAACCAUAUGCAUCUUUGCCGGAAACCCGGAGUCAGCUAUUGAGCAGCUGGACGUGUUCAUAGAGGCGCAGUACGCCGUAUUCUUCAGACAGAUCAUCACUUUCUUCAAGAUCCCGGAGAGAACCGCGUCCGAGUUUGUGGGUAAAGUCAAGCAGAUACUUUCACUUGUCAGUUCUCUGUUUGGUGGGAAAAAUAACAUUCUUGAUAUUUUCAAGUUCGUGAACGGUGGAAAUGGGGGGGACAGAACUGGGGGUCAGGGAGGAAAAGAUAACCCUGUAGAUGAACUGGAAGCUAGUCAAUGGACGUCGACCACCACCAGUGGCGUGUUAAGCAGCAGGGAGACCACGGGUGGCCCAUGGCGUCAGGAUGUUAGCAGCAACGGUGCAGGUGACCAUGGUUAUACGAAAGGGAGUCAGUGGGAAACAGCCGAAUCAAGCGGCGUGGGGUAUUCUACGCAGACAACAAGAAAUCAGGAAAUUGGUGGCGGUCCAGAAGGGGAUAACAUGGGAACUACAGGAAGUGGUUGGAGUGUGUUCACGACAGACAAGAAGUGGACAAGCGAUGUGGAUGGCGUAGAUAAUAGACAGGGGACAACACAUAGUCCGGGAUUUACUGAUGACCACAGCGGGGGAGUUUUUGGUGGAGAUGGAUCUACGGACAGUCAGUCAGCUGGAAUAACUUCUAUUGGGGUAGAUGAGUAUAGGGUCACGACAGAUAGUUACUGGACGGAUGGCAGCCGUUCAAAUGGCAAGGGCAAAUAUGGACACAGCAAUGGCGUAACCAAUGAAGUUACAAUGGACAGGGUUUGGACAACAGGUGGCUAUAGUAUUGGUGUCAGCAAUGCCGAGACAACGGUGCAUCAGUGGACAGAAGACAGUGGUGCCAAUAGUCCUGGAAACAUUGGAACUACUGGUAUACAAGGAUUAGACACUUACAGUAAUCAUAUAGGAUCUGAUGAGAAAACGACAGGCAGUCCGUGGAUUCGGUCAACAGAUGAACCAGAUAAAAUUACAGAUGAAGACAUGAACAGCUAUUGGACUAAAUUUAUCAGUUAUUGGACAGAUGACGCGAGUACAAAAGACCAUAACAAGGAUGUUAUGAUAACGACCCGUGCUGGCACAGCUGAUUAUCAUAGUAAUGAAAUUGAAAGUACAGGAACAACUACUGGGGAUAUGGGAAUAAAUACUGGAAGUAUGGGAAUGAAUACUGGAAGUAUGGCAACAAGUACUGGAAGUAUGGGAACACGUGCUGGAAGUAUGGGAACUACUACUGUAAGUAUGGGAACUAAUACUGGAAGUAUGGGAACAUCUACUGGAAGUAUGGGAACAUCUACUGGAAGUAUGGGAACAAGUACUGGAAGUAUUGGAACUAAUAUUGGAAGUAUGGGAACAUCUACUGGAAGUAUGGGAACAAGUACUGGAAGUAUUGGAACUAAUAUUGGAAGUAUGGGAACAUCUACUGGAAGUAUGGGAACAUCUACUGGAAGUAUGGGAACUACAACUGAAAGUAUAGGAACAAGUGCUGGAAGUAUGCGAAUAACUACUGGAAGUAUGGGAAUAACUACUGGAAGUAUGGGAAUAAGUACUGGAAAUAUUGGAACUAACACUGGAAGUUUGGGAACAAGUACUGGAAGUAUGGGAAUAAAUACCGGCAAUAAGGGAACAACUUCUGGAAGUAUGGGAACAUCUACUAGAAGUAUGCGAACAAGUACUGGAAGUAUGGGAACAUCUACUGGAAGUUUAGAAACAAGUACUGGAAGUAUUGGAACUAAUACUGGAAGUAUGGGAACAUCUACUGGAAGUUUGGGAACAUCUACUGGAAGUAUGGGAACAAGUACUGGAAGUAUUGGAACUAAUAUUGGAAGUAUUGGAACAUCUACUGGAAGUAUGGGAACAUCUACUGGAAGUAUGGGAACUACAACUGAAAGUAUAGGAACAAGUGCUGGAAGUAUGGGAACUAACACUGGAAGUUUGGGAACAAGUACUGGAAGUAUUGGAACUAAUAUUGGAAGUAUUGGAACAUCUACUGGAAGUAUGGGAACAUCUACUGGAAGUAUGGAAACUACAACUGAAAGUAUAGGAACAAGUGUUGGAAGUAUGGGAACAUCUACUGGAAGUAUGCGAACAAGUACUGGAAGUAUGGGAACAAGUACUGGAAGUAUUGGAACUAAUAUUGGAAGUAUGGGAACAUCUACUGGAAGUAUGGGAACUACAACUGAAAGUAUAGGAACAAGUACUGGAAGUAUGGGAAUAAAUACCGGCAAUAAGGGAACAACUUCUGGAAGUAUGGGAACAAGUACUGGAAGUAUGCGAACAAGUACUGGAAGUAUGGGAACAUCUACUGGAAGUUUAGAGACAAGUACUGGAAGUAUUGGAACUAAUACUGGAAGUAUGGGAACAUCUACUGGAAGUAUGGGAACAUCUACUGGAAGUAUGGGAACAAGUACUGGAAGUAUUGGAACUAAUAUUGGAAGUAUGGGAACUACAACUGAAAGUAUAGGAACAAGUACUGGAAGUAUGGGAACAUCUACUGGAAGUUUAGGAACAAAUACUGGAAGUAUGGGAACUAAUACUGAAAGUAUGGGAACAUCUUCUGGAAAUAUGGGAACUGCGACUGGAAGUAUAGAAACAAGUGCUGGAAGUAUGGGAACAAGUACUGGAAGUACGGGAACAUCUACUGGAAGUAUGGGAACAUCUACUGGAAGUACGGGAGCAUUUACUGGAAGUAUGGGAACUACUGCUGGAAAUAUGGGAAUAAGUACUGGAAGUUUGGGAACAUCUACUGGAAGUUUGGGAACAAGUACUGGAAAUAUGGACGACGUUACUAGCACAGUGGAGGGCCACGGCUCAUUUUCUAGUUCUAGGAAUGGUAUAGGGGGCAUGGACAAAACGACUGGUAGUUCAUGGCAACAGGGCCAUAACACCAAUACCGUCAGCUCCACCACGCCCAUAUACGUGGACAGCCGCGUCGCAGACAAGGAUAAUCCUUUCAACACGAUUGAUGCACCAAAAUCAACGGGUUUCGUCGUUGUCAUUUUGAACAUUCAAAAAAUAGUUCAGCUGGUCCAGAACUUGUUAAGCGGGAACAAAAACAUUGUCGAGACCGCAUUGUUGGGCAAGGAAUUGCUUGAUCUUUUAGCGCCGUUGUUCAAUCUUGGCGAGAAGACGGCUCUGAUCAGAAAUUGUCUCGACUUUCUGGACAGAGCUCUAUGCGUCCUCCGCAGAACUCCCCUGGUUUUCAUUAAACGUGACUUCACCAAGAUCGGCCAAGAGUCUCAAAUAGUGUCCGAUUCUGUGAGGUCCUUCUUGAGGCUCCCUUUAUCCCAGACGGGAUUAAGAGAUUUCAUGGGUAGGGUUCAACAACUCUUCACUCGAAUUUCGUGCUUGUUAGACGACUGGAACAGUGAGUUCCCUUUUCAAGGCUCAUCCCGUAUCCAGCAAUAAUGAUUUGUCAUUCACUCUACAAUACGUUGUCAUUAAAAUCACCAACAUUAUCCAAGAAAUAAUCAUUCAAUCAGACACCAUAAAAUAAGUUAUCAUUUAAAUCAGCAACCAUAUUCCAAUAAAUAAUCACUCAAUCAGACACCUUAGGCACUUAUUUUUUUUUUUUUUGAAAUCACAUCUUGUUAACAAUCAUUUAAUGGAUAUAAAACCUACAUUAUAUGUGUUUAUAGAUUGUUAAACUAUUGCCUGCUAUGAAAAGAAUAUAUGUCUCAUCUAAAUAAAACAUUUGGUUUUUAUACAUUUAAAUAUGUGUGUAAAUAAACUCAGAUUUUAC